UUUUUCUUUGUGGCGGUGUACGUUUCUUCCCCUCCCCUGGGGCUGGAGAGGGGAGGGGAGCGGGCAGGGGAGGGGGCCCCCACUCGCCCGUGGAUGCAAGGAUGACUGUGCUGGCGAGGGCCCGCAGGGGUAUCCGCCAGGUAUCUCCCCAGGUCGUGCUGCUCCUGCUCUUCGCCUUCUGCCUGCUCAGCGUUUUCGUCUCGGCGUAUUAUUUAUAUGGGUGGAAAAGGGGCUUGGAGCCCUCCGGGGACGUGCCGGGGCCGGACUGCGAUGAACCCAAGGUCGCCCCUUCCCGUUUGCUCCCGCUGAAGGCCCUCAAGGUGGCCGACUCCUCCCGCACGGACCCCCUGGUGCUGGUGUUCGUGGAGAGCCUCUACUCGCAGCUGGGCCAGGAGAUCGUGGCCAUUUUGGAGUCGAGCCGCUUCAAGUACAGGACAGAGAUCGCCCCGGGGAAGGGGGACAUGCCCACGCUGACCGACAAGGACCGGGGACGCUUCGCGCUCAUCAUCUACGAGAACAUCCUCAAGUACGUCAACCUGGACGCCUGGAACCGGGAGCUGCUGGACAAGUACUGCGUGGAGUACGGCGUGGGCAUCGUCGGCUUCUUCAAGGCCAACGAGAACAGCCUGCUGAGCGCGCAGCUGAAGGGCUUCCCCCUCUUCCUCCACUCCAACCUGGCGCUGAAGGACUGCAGCAUCAACCCCAAGUCUCCCCUGCUGUACAUCACGCGCCCCAGCGAGGUGGAGAAGGGCGUGCUGCCCGGCGAGGACUGGACCGUCUUCCAGUCCAACCACUCCACCUACGAGCCCGUCCUCCUGGCCAAGACCAAGUCGGCCGAGUCCAUCCCGCACAUGAGCGUGGACGCGGCGCUGCACACCACGGUGAUGCAGGACCUGGGCCUCCACGACGGCAUCCAGAGGGUGCUGUUUGGCAACAACCUCAACUUCUGGCUGCACAAGCUGGUCUUCGUGGACGCCGUCUCCUUCCUGACGGGCAAGAGGCUCUCGCUGCCCCUCGACCGCUACAUCCUGGUGGACAUCGACGACAUCUUCGUGGGCAAGGAGGGCACCCGCAUGAAGGUGGAAGAUGUCAAGGCGCUGUUCGACACGCAGAACGAGCUGCGCACCCACAUCCCGAACUUCACCUUCAACUUGGGAUACUCAGGGAAAUUCUUCCACACAGGUACUGACGCCGAGGACGAAGGCGACGACCUGCUGCUGUCCUACGUGAAGGAGUUCUGGUGGUUCCCGCACAUGUGGAGCCACAUGCAGCCCCACCUCUUCCACAACCAGUCGGUUCUCGCCGAGCAGAUGACCUUAAACAAGAAAUUCGCUGUCGAGCACGGCAUCCCCACCGACAUGGGGUACGCGGUGGCCCCCCACCACUCGGGUGUCUACCCCGUCCACGUGCAGUUGUACGAAGCCUGGAAGCAGGUUUGGUCCAUCAAGGUCACGAGCACGGAGGAGUACCCCCACCUGAAACCUGCUCGCUAUCGUCGUGGCUUCAUCCACAACGGCAUCAUGGUCCUCCCCCGGCAAACCUGCGGCCUCUUCACGCACACCAUCUUCUACAACGAAUACCCCGGGGGCUCCAGUGAGCUGGACAAAAUCAUCAAUGGGGGCGAACUGUUCCUGACGGUGCUCCUCAACCCCAUCAGCAUCUUCAUGACCCAUUUGUCCAACUACGGCAACGACCGCCUGGGCUUGUACACCUUCAAGCACCUGGUCCGCUUCCUCAACUCCUGGACCAACCUGAAGCUGCAGACGCUGCCGCCUGUGCAGCUGGCACAGAAAUACUUCCAGAUCUUCGCCGAGGAGAAGGAUCCGUUGUGGCAGGAUCCCUGUGAGGACAAGCGGCACAAAGACAUUUGGUCCAAAGAAAAGACCUGUGACCGAUUCCCAAAGCUGCUCAUCAUCGGGCCUCAAAAAACAGGAACAACUGCCCUUUAUCUCUUCUUGGGGAUGCACCCGGACCUGAGCAGCAACUACCCCAGCUCAGAGACCUUCGAGGAGAUUCAGUUCUUCAACGGGCACAACUAUCACAAGGGCAUUGACUGGUACAUGGAGUUCUUCCCCAUCCCCUCCAACACCACCUCCGAUUUCUACUUUGAAAAAAGUGCCAACUACUUUGACUCAGAAGUUGCUCCCCGGCGAGCUGCGGCCCUGCUGUCCAAGGCCAAAGUCAUCACGAUCCUCAUCAACCCUGCAGACCGAGCCUACUCCUGGUACCAGCACCAGCGAGCCCACGACGACCCGGUAGCCCUGAAGUACACCUUCCACGAGGUGAUCACGGCCGGGUCUGAGGCUGCUGCGAAACUCCGGACCCUGCAGAACCGCUGCCUGGUGCCGGGCUGGUACGCCACGCACAUCGAGCGCUGGCUCAACAGCUUCCACGCCAACCAGAUUCUUGUCCUGGACGGCAAGCUGCUCCGAACAGAACCUGCCAAAGUGAUGGAAACGGUCCAGAAAUUCCUCGGGGUGUCCAACUUCAUCGAUUACCACAAAACCCUGGCGUUUGACCCAAAGAAAGGAUUCUGGUGUCAGCUCCUGGAAGGAGGGAAAACCAAAUGCUUGGGGAAGAGCAAAGGGAGGAAGUACCCCGAGAUGGAUUCGGAUUCGCGAGCCUUCCUGCGGGACUAUUACAGGGACCAUAACAUCGAGCUCUCCAAGCUCCUGUACAAAAUGGGGCAGACGCUGCCCACCUGGCUGCGGGAGGAGCUGCAGAGCACCAGGUAGCUGCCGCCCCCAGCACCGACACGUCCCUGAGCAAUAUCCAGCUGCGGCCUUCGAGGGGACGCCCGGAGCCCCCCGCAGCCACCAAGCAGGGCGGCUGCACCGAAGGCUGCCUGGGCACUGGGCUCCUGUCCCAGCACUGCGACCUCUCCGCCUGCCCCGCAUCCGUUUUCUUUUCUUUUUCCUCCUUUUCAAUUCCUGGGCCCGUUGGUGAGGUCCUUUCGUGUCCCGCUCUGAUGGGAGAAACUGGGAAUUGGCCCAAAUUCCCCCUUUCUCUGCCCAAAGCAGGCCCUGAGUCCCCUGGGCCUGCGAGCGGCGUCGGAGCUGUUCUGCGCCUCCUCGGCAGAUGAUGGAGGAGCAACUCCGGGCGUGCUGGAGGUGCCUGGUGCUGAGCUGGAGCGGAGGAGAGGAGCUGGUGGGGAGCCGACACACGAAGUGACCCUGCCCCUAACGGCAGGAAACGGGAGUUUGCUGGAUUCCCCCCAAACCCCAGCUCUAAAAUCGGGAAGAAAAGCGUCGUUUUGUUUCAAAGACUCGGAUGCCGUUUCCUUGGUCGUCCUCGUUCGUUUUCAGUCUCCACCUCUUCCCGGUCCGUGAGCGGUGCGGUGGGACGGCUGUGGAGCAGAAGAAGGGGCCGGGGUGCUCGCAGCCCCUGCCCUGUGGUGGUUCCUGUGGUACAGCCCCGAGCGGCCUCCGACCUGCGCGGGGCCUCGGCAUGAGGCAGACUUUGAGAUAACUUCAGUCGGAAGGAUGCUGAGGACUUCGAACCUCUUGAAUAUUAAAAGCUAAAGUAUUUUAA
Molecule: messenger RNA, 3531 nt
Organism: Oxyura jamaicensis (ruddy duck)
Lineage: Eukaryota; Metazoa; Chordata; Aves; Anseriformes; Anatidae
Gene: NDST1
Product: N-deacetylase and N-sulfotransferase 1
Exons: 14
Coding region: 102-2735 (877 amino acids)
Cellular component (GO): Golgi apparatus
Molecular function (GO): heparan sulfate N-sulfotransferase activity; deacetylase activity
Source: RefSeq, a predicted model, not a curated record